Messenger RNA from Falco peregrinus (peregrine falcon), 1827 nucleotides. RefSeq names its product neutrophil cytosolic factor 1 (gene NCF1). Gene Ontology annotation, biological process: respiratory burst; superoxide anion generation. Bases 304 to 1473 code for a protein of 389 amino acids. The transcript has 11 exons. NCBI's taxonomy places the organism in Eukaryota, Metazoa, Chordata, Aves, Falconiformes, Falconidae. Gene Ontology annotation, molecular function: superoxide-generating NADPH oxidase activator activity; protein binding; phosphatidylinositol binding. The record is from RefSeq and is a predicted model, not a curated record. Gene Ontology annotation, cellular component: NADPH oxidase complex; cytoplasm.
UGGGGGCAGCCGGCCUGGCCCUGGCCCUUCACUGUCCUCUGGCUGCAGAGGUGCCCCCAGGGCAUCCCCGAGGUGUCCCUGCUGCCUGCCUCCUCCCAGCCCUGGAGCUGCUGGAGGGCCGGGCUGGAGACUCCCAACGGGAAGCACCGACUCAAUACAAACCACAGCGGGUAAACAAUUACGGGUGCGAUUGCAACGGGGCCUUCCGCUUUCCUGGCAGCUUUAUCAGCAAAGCGGAGCUGGGCGAAGGCAGAGGGGAGGUAGGCACAGGGGUCGGCGCAGGACGCGUGGCUGGGAGCAGCUAUGGGGGAGGCCUUCAUCCGGCACAUCGAGCUGCUGGGCUAUGAGAAAAGGUUUUUCCCCAGCCAGCACUAUGUCUACAUGUUCCUGGUGAAGUGGAAUGACCUCUCCGAAAAGGUCGUCUACCGCCGGUUUACCGAGAUUUACGAGUUCCACAAAGCACUGAAGGAGAUGUUCCCCAUCGAAUCCGGGGACAUCAACAUGGAGAAGCGGAUCAUCCCACGCUUGCCAGCCCCAAAGUGGUUUGACGGGCAGCGUUCAACUCAGAACAGACAGGGCACGCUGGCCGAGUACUGCUACGCUCUGAUCAACCUGCCCCACAAGAUCUCCCGGUGCCUGCACGUGGUCAACUUCUUCAAGGUCCGUCACGACGACAUGAACCCCGUCACAGACAGCCAGAUCAAGAAGCCCGAAGUCUUCCUCCUGCCAAAGGAUGCCAAGAAAACCCCCACCGACAUCACGGGCCCCAUUGUCCUGCAAACAUACCGAGCCAUCGCCGACUAUGAGAAGAGCUCCAAAUCCGAGAUGGCUCUAAAAGCUGGAGACAUGGUGGACGUCGUGGAGAAGAGCGAGAGCGGCUGGUGGUUUUGCCAGUUGAAGAACAAACGGGGCUGGGUGCCAGCUGCCUAUCUGGAGCCGAUGGAUGGUCCUGAUGAGUCUGAAGAGCAAGAGCCCAACUACGCAGGUGAGCAGUACGUUGUCCUGAAAAGCUACACAGCUGUGGAGGAGGACGAGCUGACCCUCCAGGAGGGCAACACCAUCGAAGUCAUCCACAAGCUCCUUGAUGGCUGGUGGGUUAUCAGGAAGGAUGAAACCACGGGUUAUUACCCCUCCAUGUACCUGCAGAAAGCCGGGGAGACAAACCCCUCCGCGAAGAGUGAGCUGAGGAACCGGAGCGCUCCUCCACGGAGAUCCACCAUCCGAAAUGCGAAGAGCAUCCACAAGCAGAGACGGAAGCAGAUCAGCCAGGAGACCUACAGGAGGAACAGCAAGAAGUACAUCCAGAGCCGGAGGAACAUGAGGGAAAACUUCCAGAACAAGGCCAACGUCAUCACUGAGAAAGACGAGCGAGAGGAGAACAAGCCCAAGGCUCAACCUGCGGUUCCUCCGCGCCCCAGCAAAGACCUCAUCCUGAACCGCUGCACUGAGAGCACCCGCAGGAAGGUCCUGUGAGGCCUUGGACCCCCGCGGCAGCCGAUGCCGUCCCUCCGCCAGCUCCCAUGCAGCCGCGAUGGGGGCUGGACCAGGGGAUGCCAGGGUCGGGGUCGGAUCAGGGGAUGCCAGGGUCGGGGCCUGAUCAGGAGCUGCUGGGGUCAGGGCUGGACCCGGGGCUGCCGGUGCCCAUCUCCAUCCCCCACCGUGCCAAGCCGAAGAUGUCCAAAGGGCACCAUGAGGAGGGACCAGUCCUCUGCCCGCUCCUGGGGGCUGGAGCCUCCGCAGCCACCAGGCACCCCUCACCACUAGACCCCCUAUUUGUAUUUUGAAUUAUUUUGCGUUUUUCAUCAAUAGAGACACUUUGAAGCUGUA